Capra hircus (goat) is the source of this 2919-nucleotide messenger RNA. It is a transcript of the gene HSPA14, whose product is annotated as heat shock protein family A (Hsp70) member 14. The transcript is spliced from 15 exons. Gene Ontology annotation, cellular component: cytoplasm; ribosome. Gene Ontology annotation, biological process: cellular response to unfolded protein; protein refolding. NCBI's taxonomy places the organism in Eukaryota, Metazoa, Chordata, Mammalia, Artiodactyla, Bovidae. The record is from RefSeq and is a predicted model, not a curated record. Bases 325 to 2793 code for a protein of 822 amino acids. Gene Ontology annotation, molecular function: heat shock protein binding; misfolded protein binding; ATP binding.
GUUGUUGGAUUGGCAGCAAAACAAAGUAGAAUAAGGAAUAUUUCAAACACAGUAAUGAAAGUCAAGCAGAUCCUUGGCAGAAGGUAGCACCGCUUAACUUACUGCCACAAUUAUCCUUACACCGUUCCUGUAACUUUGAUUCCCCUGUGGCCUUCCAGCCAGAAAUGCGGUCCUCCGACCUGGCUUCUCAGCAAUUAGCCCAGAGAGGGAAGAAGCGGCCGGCUCCUGGAGAUAGACUGGAGCACACAGAAACUCCUCACACCUUCAGGUCGGCACCCUCCUGCCCAGGAGCCUCCUCCAGCUAGCCUUUUUUCCCAGUCCGCCAUGGCCACUUCCAAUAGCAGUGCGGGCAUCCGGUGGUCCAGACAAGAGACACGAACGCUUCUCUCCAUACUAGGCGAGGCAGAAUACAUUCAGCGCCUGCAGACUGUGCAUCACAACGCAGAUGUCUAUCAGGCCGUGUCCAAGCGGAUGCAGCAGGAAGGCUUUCGCCGCACCGAGCGUCAGUGCCGCUCCAAGUUCAAAGUCCUGAAGGCAUUAUAUUUAAAGGCCUAUGUGGCCCACGCCACAAGUAUGGGCGACCCACCACACUGUCCCUUUUAUGAUACUUUGGAUCAGCUUCUCCGAAAUCAGAUAGUGACUGAUGCAGACAACUUAAUGGAGGACGCUGCUUGGGCCAAGCACAGUGACCUGAAUUUAGCGGCCCCUGACACGCCAGGGGAGGAGGGGACCAACAUUCUGGGAGCAAAAAGGACUCAGGCAGCAGAGCAUCAGCCUAUUUUGAAAACAGUGAAGGAAUCAGAUGAUUGUCAGCUGAGGGUCAGUGACCAGAUGCCAGAAACCAGUGACCUCGAGGACUCCUGGGAUGAAUCCUCGGGUGCAGGGUGCUCUCAAGGGACCCCCAGCUACAGCAGCUCCCAUCACCUUUUCAGAGGUGCAGCUGCCCCCUGUCAGAGCAUCCCCAUGACCAGACUGGCUGUGUCCGGUGAGCCCAGCCCCUGCUCCAGCUCCAGCCGAAACACUCAUGGGGUGGCCUCCGCACAGCGGCCUCCAGCCUCCUCCUCCAGGGCUCCUUUUGUUUCUGGUGGGGAUAGACCUUUGACCAGUGAGCCCCCUCCCAGGUGGGCCCGGCGAAGAAGGCGGUCAGUGGCCAGGACUAUUGCAGCCGAGCUGGCAGAAAACAGGAGGUUGGCACGAGAACUUUCAAAGCGGGAGCAAGAAAAACUGGAUCGGCUGAUUGCCAUUGGCGAGGAGGCCAGCGCUCAGCAGGACACUGCCAACGAGCUCCGCAGGGAUGCGGUGGUCGCGGUCAGACGCUUGGCCACGGCAGUGGAAGAGGCAACUGGGGCUUUCCAGCUAGGACUUGAAAAGUUGCUUCAGAGCUCUGACGAUCCUCAGUCUCAGAAAUACAUCACGGAAAGUAAAUGUUUAGUCAUUGAAAAAAAUGGGAAGUUACGAUAUGAAAUAGAUACUGGAGAAGAAAAGAAAUUUGUCAGCCCAGAAGAUGUUGCCAGACUGAUAUUUAGUAAAAUGAAAGAAACGGCACAUUCUGUCUUGGGCUCAGAUGCCAAUGAUGUAGUCAUUACUGUUCCAUUUGAUUUUGGAGAAAAGCAAAAAAGUGCUCUUGGGGAAGCAGCCCGAGCUGCUGGGUUUAAUGUUUUGCGGUUAAUCCAUGAACCAUCUGCAGCUCUUUUGGCUUAUGGAAUUGGACAAGACUCCCCCACUGGAAAAAGCAACAUUUUGGUGUUCAAACUUGGAGGAACAUCCUUAUCUAUCAGUGUCAUGGAAGUUAACAGUGGAAUAUACCGUGUUCUUUCAACAAACACUGAUAAUAACAUUGGAGGUACCCACUUCACAGAAACCUUAGCACAGUACCUAGCCUCUGAGUUUCAGAGGUCCUUCAGACAUGAUGUGAGAGGAAAUGCCCGCGCCAUGAUGAAGCUAAUGAACGGUGCUGACACUGCAAAACAUUCUUUGUCAACCUUGGGAAGCGCCAAUUGCUUCCUUGACUCAUUGUAUGAAGGUCAGGAUUUUGACUGCAACGUGUCCAGAGCAAGAUUUGAACUUCUGUGUUCUCCACUUUUUAAUAAAUGUAUAGAAGCAAUCAGAGAAGUCUUAGAACAAAGUGGAUUUACAGCAGAUGAUAUCAACAAGGUUGUCCUUUGUGGAGGGUCUUCUCGAAUCCCAAGGCUACAGCAGAUGAUUAGAGACCUUUUCCCAGCUGUUGAGCUUCUCAAUUCCAUUCCUCCUGAUGAGGUCAUCCCUAUUGGUGCGGCUAUAGAAGCAGGAAUCCUUAUUGGGAAAGAAAGCCUUUCCGUGGAAGAUGCUCUUGAGAUAGAGUGUUCAGCCAAGGAUAUUUUAGUUAAGGGAGUUGAUGAAUCAGGAGCCAACAGCUUCAAAGUACUGUUUCCAUCAGGGACUCCUUUGCCAGCUCGAAGACAACACACAUUACAGGCUCCUGGAAGUAUAUCCUCAGUGUGUCUUGAACUCUAUGAGUCUGAGGGGAAAAACUCUGCAAAAGUAGAAAACAAGUUUGCACAGAGAAGAAACAAGCUAUUUCAAUUUGAAAGAGGAAAACGAAAACGAAGUACAGUUGUGUUUCUACUGCUUCUCUUUGUGCUCUCUACCCUCCUUGACAAUCAGGUAGUGCUUCAAGAUUUAGAUAAAAAAGAAAAUGGACUACGUGAUAUAUUAGCUGUUCUUACUAUGAAAAGGGAUGGAUCUUUACACGUGACGUGCACAGAUCAAGAAACUGGAAAAUGUGAGGCAAUUACUAUAGAGGUGGCAUCUUAGUAUUUUAGAGGAACCAUGAAUUUUUUAAAUCUAAAAUGUAAUGUUUAUAUUAAAAUACUUUUCAAAUUACCUGUAUGAUCUAUGUUUCUAUUAAACUAUAGUAUAUUGGUUAUUGUUGCAAACUUA